CUCAGAAAAGCGACGAGUGGAUAAAGGCAGUGUGCAAAGUUUUGGAACGGGAGGAGUGCGAGGACUUUUACGUGAAGCACGGCAUACUACAUAAGGAUCCCGUUAAGGAGCUGAUCGUCGCUCCGUCGCUCAUGGAAGGUGAAAUCCUCAAAAUCGCGCAUAACCAGGGACACUUUUCCGCCAAGAAAACACAAGAAGCCGUUGAGAAGAACUUUUACAUACCCCAACUAAGCGCAAAGGCAGCGAGGAUAGUGAAGAGAUGUAUCAGUUGCAUCGUGACCGAGGCUUAGCGUGGUAAGCAAGAGGGCUUCCUAAACCCAAUUAACAAAGAAGAUCGGCCGCUGGGGACGUACCACAUCGACCACGUAGGUCCGAUGGAAGCGACCAAAAAAGCAUACAAUUACAUCUUAGUCGUCGUGGAUGCAUUUUCCAAGUUUGUGUGGCUAUAUCCCACCAAAAGCACUGGAGCAGAAGCUGUCUUG
Rhagoletis pomonella (apple maggot) is the source of this 482-nucleotide messenger RNA. RefSeq lists its product as uncharacterized. NCBI's taxonomy places the organism in Eukaryota, Metazoa, Arthropoda, Insecta, Diptera, Tephritidae. Gene Ontology annotation, biological process: DNA integration. Gene Ontology annotation, molecular function: nucleic acid binding. The record is from RefSeq and is a predicted model, not a curated record.